UCUUCACGUCACAUUUUAUAUAGUCACCACUCACCAGUCCGUAGUUUUGUCAUUAGCAUGCUGACUUGUUGAAGACGACCAUCGUGUUGGAAUUGUUGGAAGUCAAUUAUAUUAUUUAUUUAGUAAUUAUAUUAAUAAUUCAAGUGAACAUAGAAUUUGUCGAAAAAAUAUGGCAGAUACUCACGGAGAUAAUCACAACACGUACAAGUGAUUUUGAUUUAUUAAUAGUAACGUAACUUAGACAAUUACAUAGAUAAAUACACGUUUAAUUUUAAGUACUAUAUAAGACUGUAGAGUAGAUUAUUAGUCACAAUGGACGAUAGUAUGAAACUUCGUCAAAUGGAAGAUGAGAUGAGUCGGUUUGAGGCCGAAAUAGGAGGACAGUUGGUUCCUUCUUUAGGACGGCCUGUAAUUGGAGCGAAUACAUACAACCAAGUAGCAAGACAACUAGAACAACAUGAAAUACCAGCUAGUGUUACAACAUUAGCUGCUGCAGCAACUGCAGCGUCAUUAGCUUUUCCUCCAAUGCUUGGUUUCCCACCUCCACCACCACCACCUCCACCACCUCCAGCUCCAAUGAUGAUUCCAGCACAGGUUGCUAGACAAAAUACAGUUCCUAUUUCAACGUACUCAUCCCCAGCACAAAUAACUACUUCUUUUAUAUCAAAUAUAGUGGAUCCAUGUCUAAGUGCUACUCCUAAAACUUAUGAAUCAGCACCUGCGACUCCAAUUAUUCAUCCAGAAAUAAUAGAGAAAAUUAUAAAUACAAAAAUACCAGAAGAUGAUUCUAAGAAAAAGCCAAAGGUAAAAGGUGUAAGCACUGCUGCUGAAUUAGCUAUUAGUCAAGGAAAAGCUAGUUCAAUCAUGGCUAAUGCUAGUGCAGAAGAGUCUCAUCCGAAAGGAAAAGGCAAAAAAAACAAAAAAAUAAUUAGGACAGCAGGUGGUCAAACAUGGGAGGAUCCUUCAUUGCUUGAAUGGGAUGAUGAUGACUUUAGAAUAUUCUGUGGCGAUCUGGGCAAUGACGUCACCGACGAGAUGCUUGUUCGUGUUUUUGGCAAAUAUUCCAGCUUCCAGAGAGCUAAGGUCGUCCGAGACAAGCGUACCAACAAGACCAAGGGCUUUGGCUUUGUUUCCUUCAAGGAUCCUCAAGAUUUUAUCAGGGCAAUGAAAGAAAUGAACGGUCGAUAUGUUGGUUCCAGACCCAUCAAAUUACGUAAAAGUAAUUGGAAACAACGAAAUUUGGAGAGUGUUCGGAAAAAAGAAAAGGAAAAACAAAAUCUAAUCGGGCUUUUGACUGGAAGAUAAAAGAAUUGAAAGUUUGAUCCAUGUGCGAUAAUAUGAAUUUUAAUCAAAUUGGAGUAAAUCUACAUAAUUGUGUGACUCGCAUUUCAAUCAAACGUGAUUUAAUAUAUUUUAUAAAUAUAAGGUUCGAUUUUUAAAAUGAUGCUAUAUCACAAUGAGAAAUUAAUUAGAUUUCGUUUUCAUAAUCACGGUGAAUUGAUACAGGCACAUCAAGGCGAAUUAAUAGUGUUAGUAGCAAAAUGAUCAGCGUUAAUUGCUAUGACUUCCUUAAAUUUAAGA
Phymastichus coffea is the source of this 1581-nucleotide messenger RNA. RefSeq names its product RNA-binding protein 42. Gene Ontology annotation, molecular function: mRNA binding. Lineage: Eukaryota; Metazoa; Arthropoda; Insecta; Hymenoptera; Eulophidae. The transcript is spliced from 5 exons. The record is from RefSeq and is a predicted model, not a curated record. The coding region runs from base 313 to 1305 and encodes 330 amino acids.